AUGUCUUCACAAUGGAGCAAUGGCCUCUGUAGCUGCCUCAACGAUAUUCCACUUUGUCUCACAACUUAUUGUGCUCCGUGUUACACCUUCGGCAAGACGGCCGAAGCGAUGGGGGAUGAUUGCCUGAUGUGCGGAGUGGUGACCUUCGUUCCGCUUGUAAACUUGUGGUUCUUCAGCCAAAUCCGUGGCAAGAUCCGUGAGCAGAAAGGAAUCGAAGGUUCAUUGGUUAGUGAUCUUCUCCUUAGCUGUUGUUGUACGCUGUGUACUCUCGUGCAGAAUGCCCAGGAAGUGGGAGUCAAAGCGCCGUUUGGAGCUUCCAUCGCCAGGUCCUAA
Molecule: messenger RNA, 333 nt
Organism: Pocillopora meandrina
Lineage: Eukaryota; Metazoa; Cnidaria; Anthozoa; Scleractinia; Pocilloporidae
Source: the annotation of a GenBank genome assembly